Messenger RNA from Ostreobium quekettii, 1719 nucleotides. The record is from the annotation of a GenBank genome assembly. NCBI's taxonomy places the organism in Eukaryota, Viridiplantae, Chlorophyta, Ulvophyceae, Bryopsidales, Ostreobiaceae.
AUGGCCUUCGAGGGCAACACCACCCCCUUCGAGGUGCCGGACACCGACACGGUGUACAUAUCCAACCUGCCGGCCAGCAUCACUGAACAGGACCUGGCGGAGUACUUCGGCUCGAUCGGCGUGAUCAAGACCGAUAAGAAGCUGCGCAAGCCCAAGAUCUGGCUGUACCGCGACAAGGCCACGGGUGCGCUUAAGGGCGACGGGACUGUGACCUACGAGGACCCGUUCGCGGCGGCGUCGGCGCUGCAGUGGUUCAACGACAAGGAGUUCAAAGGCUCUGUGCUGAAGGUAUGCCUGGCUGAGCGAAAGGAGCCUGACCACUUCCGGAGGGGUGGGGGCUUCAGGGGCGGGAGCAGGAGAUUCGAUGGCCCCCCACGGGGUUCUGGGCCGCCAUCAUGGGGCGAUGGCCGAGGCAUGGGUCGGGGGAGUGGCAGGGGCUAUGAAGGCCGAGGGGAGGGUAGGGGCUUUGAGGGCAGAGGGGAGAUUGGGGGUGGCCCUGGACAAGAGUGGCAGUCGGGCAGAGGUCAUGGAAGGGAUGGCGGCUGGGGAGACAGAGGCCAGUAUGGGGCCCGCAAUCAGGGCCAUGAUUCAUGGGGCAUGACACAACAGGCACCAGGAGCCCCACAGCCCCCACCGCAGCGCCAGCAGGAGUGGCCGCCACAACAGCAGCGGUACCAGCCACAGCCAGCACAGCAUCCACAGCCCCAGCAACAGCAGGUGCCCACACCCUGCCCACCAAUGCCUGUGCAACCUCAGCAGCCACAACAACAGGCGCAUGAAUCACAGUCUAUGGUGGCAGAUCAGCAGCAGCAGCAGCAGCAGCAGCAGGGAUAUGGAGCGUAUGACCAGGGAUACACAGGUGCUGCAUAUGGCUAUGAUGGUGUGCCGCAGCCCUCUCCUGAGGGGAUGAAUGCUGAAUGCACAGUCAUCAACUCCCAAAAGACUGGGAACUCUGAGGUGGGAGGGCAGCCGGCGGCUCAGGAGGCUGGACAGUGGGCAGGGGAUGCCAUGGUUCCGUCAGGCAGAGGUAGAGGGAGGGGGGGACCAACAGAUGGCGAUGGCAUGGGCCGAGGCAGGGGGCGAAAGGUGACGGCAGCCCCUCAGGGUCCGCCAGGCCUGUUUGGUCCUGAUGACUGGCCGUGCCCCAGCUGUGGCAAUACCAACUGGGCUCGUCGGCCAAGGUGCAACUUGUGUGGCUGCGCCAAGCCGGGCACCCAGGACAUGAAAAGGGAGGGCCAGGCGGGCGGCUUCAAGGAGUUGGACGAGAGGGAGAUCGAAGAGGCACGGAGGAGAAGGAGGGAGCAAGAUGAUGAUGAUAAAGAGCUGUAUGAUGAUUAUGGACGUGUCAAGAAGAAGUACAGAAGUGACAAGGACAGGGCAGCAAGAGAGCAGGCGGCUCUGGAGAGGCUGCGAGGUGGCUACGACCCAUCUCCAUCAGGGCAGGAGCAACUCUUGCUGGCUCAAGGUUUGAAGGAGAAGGACAGGGACAAGAAUAAGGAAAGGGACAAGGAAAAGGAAAAGAAAAAGAACGGCAGGAGCGCUGGAGAGAAGGAAAAGGAGAGCAGCAAGCACAGGCACCGGAGCAGGUCGAGGGACAGGGACAAAGAGAAGCAUCGAGACAAGGGAAGGGAGCGUGAGAGGGAACGAGGCAGAGAUCGUGAGGGGAAGCGCGACAGGGAGAGGGAGCGGGGCCGAGAGAGUGACAAGCACAGGCGGUAG